AUGGCCUCAUCAGCGCCUUCGUCUGGGCCGGCUGGAGGAUCAGCCCAAGCGGCCGGCGACGCUCCACCGGGCGGAGAAUCUGAAGUGUCGAUACAGAAAAUUCAGGAGCUGCUCAAGGCCAAGGACGACACGUCGAGAUUCGUCGGCCUGGCGCUUCUCAAGUCUGUGCUGGACAACUCCCCAGAGCUGAGAGAAGAUGAGGCCUCUAUCACGGCUCUGUGGAUCAGCAUCCCGUCGCGCUUCCUGGACCGCCUGCUGCGAACAGGCGCCACUCAGAAGAAGGAUGCCAAGGACAUGCUCGAUAUCGCCGUCGCGGUUCACCAUACCUUUGUGGUGUUCCUCCCCGAUGACAUAAAACGGGAGUCUAAGAUGUUUAGCAGAAUUCCCAUGCUGGUUAACACGCUUCUGUACAGUUCGCCAGAAACAACACAGCUAACUCUGCAGACUCUCCUGACGCUCACGAGCUUCCCAGAGGGUGCCAAGGAGCUGGUACACAUGGAAGACAUCAGCUCCUUGGUAGAGAUUGCCCCAACUUACCCUGCUGCCCUCGAGGUGCUCUAUUUCACAUGGCUAAACUCCAUGUCACUACCAGAAGCAAAGGCAACUCUAUCGCUUAAGAUAGACGCGACCAUCCGCAGUCUAGUGGCAACGUUCAGGGGCACUGAUGCGAUCACUCUUCUUGCCUUUCUGGCAAAGCUGCUCAGGAGCCUCAACGCCGAGUCUCUUCCCAGGAACCCACCAUGGAUCAAGCAACUCAUCGCGUAUAUCCGCAACGUGGUAAGCAGCCGACCGACUGCUGAAGGCCGGGCAGCCUACACGAAUCUCGCCGCAACGCUUCUUCAAGUGUACCCGAGCGAGACACCGCAACUUCUCUUCUCUGAGGAGAUCGAGGCCGAGAAGCCAUUCUCCUACCUCUUCGUCAACCUACUCCUAGUUGACCUCCGCUCCUCUUUCCCCAGCCUGCUCGAAAAGCUCAAUAGUCCGGAGUACAGUGAAAUAGCAAGGCGUCUCGCGUCAGCAUUCGACAUCAUCUCAUCCUUCAUUGGCUUCCUCGUCCGCUACAUGGACGACGACAACCUCCAGAGCUCGUCCACCGCGCACAUGAUGGCGCCAGACCUCCUGCUCAAGCUGCGAAAGAGCAUCUCCGAGACAAUGUCCGUGACGAUCGAGUUCCUCCGCGACAGGUGGGACGCCUCCGUCGCGGGCGCCCUGGGCCUGCACCCGGACGCGCGGGCGGGCACGGCCAACACCUUCGCGGGCUCGCGGCUCACGCUCGCCUGGGACUCCAAGACGGACGCGGCCGGCGAGGACGCGCUCAUCUUCGCCGCCGUCCGCAGCCUGGCCAUCUGGCUGCGCGAGGACGACAACGACACCCUCCGCAGGGAGGCCGCCGCGCUGGCGGACAUGCUGAUGGAGCUCUACCGGGACAGCGGCGCCAGGUCGGCGGCGCAGGACUUCAGGCCGCCGGUCGUCGUCGCGCUCGAGGGCAUCACCGCCGUGGAGGAGGGCGUUGAGGCCUUUCUGGACCAGGACGGGUGGGACAUCCUCAGCCAGGACAUGCUGGCCGUUCUGCAGGCCAGCUCCGCCAUCAGCGACGAGGCCGAAGCGCUCAGGGCCACCGAGAUCGUCCGCCUGCUGCUCCCCAUCGCGGAGGCCGAGCGCCCGGGGGCCAGGGAGGCGUGGAUGGCGGUCGUUACUAAGGUCGCCGCGUGGGACGUGCCGCCCGCCGAGCAGCCGCCCGCCGUUUACGAGUUCCAGGUGGCCGUUCUGCAGCUCGUCACAGCUCUUUUGGCCAAUACGCAUCCAGGGUGA
Molecule: messenger RNA, 1812 nt
Organism: Phaeoacremonium minimum UCRPA7
Lineage: Eukaryota; Fungi; Ascomycota; Sordariomycetes; Togniniales; Togniniaceae
Product: putative duf1941 family protein
Exons: 3
Coding region: 1-1812 (603 amino acids)
Source: RefSeq, a predicted model, not a curated record